AUGCUGGUUCAAUGCAAUUUAGUGUUAUUGUCAUACUUGCACUUCACUCCUUUCCUUGUUGUUGUUGUUGCUGCUGCUGCUUGCACAAUGUCGUUCUACACACCUGUUGCCGAGAUUCCAAAGAUUGUCGCCGAGUUGCGCGAAUCGUUCCAGCAAGGCGUUGCGCUCGAAAUCCCCUACCGCAAGAAGCAGCUCCUGGCCCUCGCUCGCAUGUGCACCGACAAUGAGGAGCAAUUCGCAGAGGCCCUCAAGAAGGACCUCAACAAGCCAAAGGCGGAAUCCGUCCUCUUUGACAUUCGCUUUGUCGCCGGCGAGGUCGCGCGCUUGCUCGAGCACAUUGACGAGUGGGCGACCGCAGAGGCCCCCACCGUGCCCUUGCUCAACAAGCUCGACGGCAACCGCCUCGUCCGCGACCCGCUCGGCGUCGUCCUCGUCAUUGGCGCCUGGAACUUUCCCCUCAUGGUCAGUCUCUGCCCGAUGGCUGGCGCAAUCGCUGCAGGCAAUACGGUCAUCGUCAAGCCGUCAGAGCUCGCAUCCCACACUGCUCAGCUGUUGAGCAAGCUUCUCCCUGCCUACCUCGACCCGAAGGCCUACCGCGUCGUCAACGGCGGCAUUAGCGAGACAUCAGCCCUGCUGGAGCAGCGCUUUGACUCUAUCUGCUACACGGGUGGCGGCGCAGUCGCCAAGAUUAUCAUGAAGGCGGCGGCCAACCACCUAACCCCCGUCCUGCUGGAGCUGGGCGGCAAAAACCCCGUCUACGUUGCUGAAGAUGCCGAUUUGGCCAUCGCCGCCCGUCGCAUCCUCUGGGGCCGCCUUCUCAAUGCCGGCCAGACCUGCCUGUCGCCCGACUAUGUGCUCAUCGACAAGAAGCUCCAGCCGGCCUUCCUCGAGGCUGCACGCGCUGCACUCAACGAGUUUUACGGCCCAGACCCGAAGGCCUCGCCCGAUCUUUCGCGCAUCAUCAACGACGCUCACUGGAAGCGCCUCUCUGCCCUUCUCACCAGCGGCACUGUCGCCAUUGGCGGACAGACGGAUGCUGCCACGCGCUACAUUGCCCCGACCAUUCUUGUCGACGUCCCGCACGAUGCCCCCGUCAUGCAGAACGAAGUCUUUGGCCCCAUUCUCCCCAUUAUCAACGUGUCUUCGAUCGACGAAGCCAUCAAGUUCAUCACGUCGCGCGACAAGCCGCUGGCCACCUACCUCUUUACGCGCAACUCGAAGCUGCAAGACGAGUUCCUCAAGCGCACCUCCUCGGGCUCGACCUGCGUCAACGACACGAUUCUCCAAGGUGGCGUGCACGGCCUUCCGUUCGGCGGCGUCGGCGCGUCCGGCAUGGGCUCGUACCACGGCAAGUACUCGUUUGAGGCCUUCUCACACCUUCGCGCCGUCGUCUACAAGAACCCCGGCAUGGAAAUUGUCAACACAAUUCGCUACCCCCCUUACUCGGACAAGAAGAUCUCGUGGGUGUCGUGGCUCAUGAUCCCUGUGCCCAAGGCAUACAGCGCUUCUGGAGCCGCCACUGCCUCCAUGUUCAAGGUGCUUUUGCUGGCUGCGAUUCUUGCCUUUGUCUUCAAGCUCAAUCCCCAAGUGAUUGCGUCCAUUCGCCACGCCCUCGGUUUUUAAGCAGGCGAUGAGUUUUUUUCCUUGCUCGGCAGCGACAGCAAUGGAGAGGAGGAAACCCUCCCCCCAAAACCAAACAAAACAAAAAAACCCCCACCCGAUGCCGUUGAUCAGAAGCCAAAAAAUCCAGACUUUGCUUUUUGCGUGUUUGGACUGGUGAAUGACUUGUGUAAAUUCAAAACAAAAAAUACAGGAAUGCUGAUGUAAAGUACAUGU
Molecule: messenger RNA, 1836 nt
Organism: Capsaspora owczarzaki ATCC 30864
Lineage: Eukaryota; Filasterea; Ministeriida; Capsasporidae
Product: aldehyde dehydrogenase type III-PG
Exons: 4
Coding region: 1-1623 (540 amino acids)
Biological process (GO): aldehyde metabolic process
Cellular component (GO): cytoplasm
Molecular function (GO): aldehyde dehydrogenase (NAD+) activity
Source: RefSeq, a predicted model, not a curated record